Desarmillaria tabescens is the source of this 3219-nucleotide messenger RNA. RefSeq lists its product as uncharacterized. Gene Ontology annotation, molecular function: phosphopantetheine binding. Lineage: Eukaryota; Fungi; Basidiomycota; Agaricomycetes; Agaricales; Physalacriaceae. The record is from RefSeq and is a predicted model, not a curated record. Bases 1 to 3063 code for a protein of 1020 amino acids. The transcript is spliced from 20 exons.
AUGUCCUUUUCUGUUCACAGAGUGAUUCCCCCUCCCCCCCACAAGCAAGCUAUAUAUGACUGGCAUCUCCAGCACUCUCCUAAUCACCGCCUCUUUGUGUAUUCACGUGAGGACGGCAGCAUAAGGACCAUAUGUUGGUCCGAGGCAGUCGUUGCCAUAUACACUGGCGCUCGUUUGAUAAAGAGUCUUGUGCCGUUCAAUUCUGACAAGCCUCCCGUCAUUGCCAUAUUAACGAUGUCCGAUUCUAUCACUUAUUUUACUACAAUGAUGAGCAUUUUACGCGCCAACUACGUGUUCUUCCCCAUCUCCCCACGGAACUCGGCGCAGGCGGUUGCACACCUUUUGCACAAGGUGGGCGUACAGCAUGUCCUUAUCGGCAGAGACGCGUCCAUGCAAGCUCUUGCCCGUGAUGCACUCGAGGUUCUGAAAUCCCAAUAUCUAGUGACGGAGCCGCCGGAGACAUCUGUGGCUCCGGCCUUUGAAGACCUCUUUCUCCCCGAAUGGCAGAAGAAUACGAGUGCUGAGGAUCUUCCUCUCAAAGAGGUCGAUCCUGAUUCUACCAUCAUGUACCUGCAUUCAUCUGGUUCAACAGCAUACCCGAAACCAAUUCCUUGGAGCGGACAUCGUCUUGUUCAGUUAAGUCUCACACCUUGGUUCGGGGAAAGAGAUUUGUGCAACGUCCUUUCUGCCCUUCAUGUGAUGCCCAUGUAUCAUGGCCUUGGCGUUACGCAGCUUUGCUGGACAGCAUCCUCGGGGUUAGUUGUAGGCGUAUUCGAACCCAAAUCCCCUGCCAUACUUCCUACGCCAGAUAAACUGUUUGCUUCAGCCAAGGCAACCAGCAGCGACUUGAUCUUUUGUGUUCCUUCAUUCGUUGAGGCGUGGUCUCGUUGUCCGGAGUAUGUCGAGUGGCUGGCCAGUCGUUCGGGAGUGCUCUACAGCGGAGGACCAUUGAAUAAAGUCAUUGGAGACGACCUAACGUCUAAAGGCGUUGACAUUUUCAUUGUGUAUGGAUUUAAGCCCGUAACAGUCGAUACUUGUGUAUUAACGCCACCUUCCAAAGCUAAAUCUAGUUACGACUGGGACUACUUCGAAUUUCCCAAGUGCAUAACUCCAGAAAUGGUGCUAAAUGGAAAUAACCUCUACGAGUUUGUGAUGGUGAAAAAUGACUUUGGCGUACCUAGUGUCAUCAACACGAAAAUCAAUGGCGUUGACGCGUACACGACGUCAGAUCUCUUGAUGCCGCACCCGACUAAGCCAGGAUUAUGGAAAAUAUUCGGGCGCACCGACGAUCAGAUUAUGUAUAACACAGGAGAGAAGACGAACCCUGUACCGCUAGAGAGCAUGCUCAAUCAAGAUCCCCAUGUAUCCGCUGCAGUCAUGUUUGGACGAGGGCAAUUCCAGGCGGGAGUUCUUGUUGAACCGAAACCUCAAUUCGCAUUCGAUCCUGCUGACGAGACCAAACUUGCGAAUUUCCGGAAUCUAAUAUGGCCUACUGUGAAAAGGAUGAAUGAAUUCGCACCACAGCAUUCCCGUUUAUUCAAAGAGAUGAUUAUCGUGGCAAAGCCAACAAAGCCUUUCACCUAUACGGCAAAGAACACAGCAAGGCGACAGGCUACUCUUACAGACUACAGUGACGAGAUCUUAGCUGUUUACGAGACUGUAGCAGAGAGCACGCAAGCUAAUAUUCCCCCACCUCCGGAAUGGGACGAUGCAUCCACGAAGGAAUUCGUCCGUACCGUUGUUCUACAGGUCCUUUCUCACUCGAUUUCCGACAACGACGACUUUUUCCAACACGGCUGCGAUAGUUUACAGGCGACGUGGAUUCGAAACACCCUCCUUCGUGCUCUCCAGGAUUCAGCCGAGUUCGAUAUCCGCCAAACUACGGAUAACUUCGUCUAUACGUACCCGAAUAUAGCUCAACUGGCAAAGUUCCUUGCAUCAGUAGCUCAAGGCAAGCAUGUUGCCGUUGGUUCAGGCUCUCCGGUAGAUGCGAUGCGAGUGAUGGUCGACAAGUACUGCAAGGACUUUGUGGUUAUUCCCGAAAACAACUCCGACACGAGGACCAGGAAAGUCGUGCUCAUAACCGGCACUACUGGAGCCCUCGGUUCUCAUAUUCUAGCCAGCUUGGUCUUGGAUGAGAACGUUCAGCACAUCUACGCUAGGCAACAGCGAGCGUUUUCCCGUCAUGGAUUAGAUGUCGGCUUGGAGAAGGUUACCUUGGUGGAAGCUGAUUUAUCGACGAAAUCACAGGUUCUUGCUGAGGUUAUAGGCUCCGUAACGCAUAUCAUUCACAAUGCGUGGCGAGUGGAUUUCAACCUAGGCCUUUCUUCCUUCGAGGCUAAUAUCCGAGGCUUGCGCAACGUGAUUGAUCUGGCCCUAACCUCCCGAGCUCGACUUAUCUACACAAGCUCUAUUGCUGUUUUCCAGAGUGCCGACGAGGAUCGGCCAUUAGCAGAAACCCACAUUGGCGCAGAAGUCGCGCAUGGAAUGGGGUACGGCGAGUCUAAAUGGGUGUCGGAGGAGCUGUUGCGCUUGGCUCCUGGCUUACGUUACCUCGUUCGAGUCGGCCAGCUCACUGGAGGACUUAAAGGGACUUGGAACGUGAAAGAGUGGAUUCCCUCGAUGAUCCAUAGUUCCACGGUGCUCGUUUAUCUGCCAGACGACGAUAAGCUCGUAUCCUGGGUACCAGUUCACGAAGCGGCGCAGGCCAUUGUCGACAAUGUGGAUUUUCCUGGUCCCGUCAUGCAUCUUGUUCACCCGGAGCCUGUUUUGUGGGCCAGUCUAGCUCGAGUCAUUUCACACGAGUUGGCCGUCAGACUCGUUCCUUAUGGCCAUUGGCUACAAGCGCUGGAGAAAUCGUCUUUGGAUCCAACGGCAUUGCCGGCGAAGCGUAUCCUUCCAUACUACAAACGUAACGCUGAGGCACUCGGACGAAAGAACAGGGAGGCAUUCGGACUGCCCCAACUUUUGGCGGGAUCGAUUUAUGGGGCGAACUUCCCGCAAUUGGGUGGUGAAGACGUGAGGAAAUGGUCGCAGUAUUGGCGUGAAGAAAAAGCAUUGUAGGAAGGAAUAGACUCACAAACGAUGCAAUUUUGUACUCCAUUGUCGACAGUAUGGUACAUUUUAUGUCCUUCUCUUGCGUUGACCUAUAUACCGUUGCAACUGUCAAAUUAGAGGGAUAUCACGUCGACGCUGAGAGCUGAAGGUUGGCGGUGGCGG